Cuscuta europaea is the source of this 1533-nucleotide messenger RNA. The record is from the annotation of a GenBank genome assembly. NCBI's taxonomy places the organism in Eukaryota, Viridiplantae, Streptophyta, Magnoliopsida, Solanales, Convolvulaceae.
CCCACUCGUCUCCGCAACACUACAAAUAAACCCUCCCUGAAGAAACCCAAUGAAUAUUUUGGGGGUUUUCUGUAUCUGAUAAAAACCCAGAAAAUCUAAUGGGUGCAGCAGUUAAAGAAGAAGUGAAAGUGGGAAGCAUAGUGUGGGUGCGCCGGAGGAACGGAAUUUGGUGGCCGGGAAGAGUUAUGGCUCCCGCCGACUUCACGCCGCUUCCUGAUCGCCACUUUUUUGGUACCCCUGUUCCACCUCAAAUCAAGCUCCUAGGCCAAAAUAACGCCACUCUGGACAACUACAACCUGGAGACUACUAAGCGUGUGAAAGCCUUCCGCUGUGGAGAGUUUGACGAUUGUAUUAGAAAGAUUGAAUCGUCAAGAGAUUUUGGUUUAACCAAAGAUCUGAAGUGCACACGCCGAAAAAAUGCUAUUCUUCAUGCUCUUGAUCUUGAGAGGCAAUUGGUGCAAAAGAAACUUAAAAGGCCAGGGAGUGAGCUGCAACAAGAAACUUGUUCAAGGGUAAAGAGAAGCAAGUAUGCCUAUUUUUCUUCCGAAUCAGGAGAUUGUUUGAAGAAAUCAGUUCAGUCUCGCUCCUUAAAGGACUCAAAAAAGUCCUCUGAGUUCUCUGCCGUUGACAAGACUGCCUCUUCUGGCAGAUCUGAAAAACUCAAACCUGAAAGAAAACUGAAUAUCCAAGAGGUUUGCAUGGGAGAUGUGGGUCCAGAUGAUAGGAGUUGUGUUUUUUACUGCAAAGGAGAUGCUGCUAUUCCUCUAUUUGAUGUGAACAUCAAAGUUGAAGCCACCCACCAGGGAGUGAAUGUUCCCCUUGUCAGCAUGAUGAGCAGAUUAAAUGGAAAGGCGAUCAUAGGGCACCCUGUGAAUAUAGAAGUUCUGGAAGGCGCUGCUGAAACAGAAAUUAGAAAUGGCGAGAAAUCGUCUAAAAAGAAGUUAAGUGGAACAUGUCCCCUGGUUUGGAAAACUUCUAAAAGGACUCCUGUUAUAUAUUCAUCUCCACUGCCCUCCUCGCGUAGGAAAGGCGCAUCUUCAAGAACAGAAGAAUCCUUUCCUCUAAAAUCAUGUAAAAGGCAAACAAGUUCAUCAAACUGGUCAAGAAACGCCUUUAGUGGUGAUAACCUGCGCCCCACAGUGCAGAAAGCCAUGAAAGGAGAAGCUCUACUGAAAUCUGUUGGUUGUGUUCCAGUGAAACACAUUUUCAGCGAGUUACUAGCAGCUGUUGCCUGCUAGUAAGGAAAGACCAGCCCAACAAUGCAACUGAGAUGAGAAUGACAUUGUGUGCUUUAGAGAUGGGAUUGAACUAGACAAGCUUAUUCAAAAGAAAGUAGCUCUUUUUUGUGGAUAUUACUUACAACUGGUUAAUGGUUUUGUUUCUUUACUAAGCAGGUAGAUAGAUGAGUAUAUACUUACUGGUUAAGAUCAUUAAAUCAUAGAUGGUAUUGAUGUGUCAUGUGUAGUGGUUUUUUAUUUCCAUGCAGAUAUUAAACUUUACUUGUUUAACUACUUGAUCAGAAUGGAGGCGCUU